AGCAAAAAAAGGGGGCUACACUUGCACAGCAAACUGAAAAAAGCCUCUUCUUGUAGAGUAGUAUUUCAUUCCCCUGCUUCCAAAUUCUUCAGUGAUCAAUCAAACUUUUUUUUAAUUUCUCCAUAGAAAGAAAUUUAGAAGAUUGUUACUGAAGAAUAAAGGGGAAAAAAAUGUCUUUGGGUUAUGCUGAAAAACUUUCAUUUAUAGAAGAUGUAGGCAAUGUUGGAAUGACUGAGUAUUUUGACCCACCACUUGUUUUGCAAGACAAAAUUGAGAGACUUGCUGUGAUGAUACAAAAGAGUAAGCAUUUAGUGGUUUUUACAGGAGCAGGAAUAUCCACUUCUUGUGGUAUACCUGAUUUUCGUGGUCCCAAGGGCAUUUGGACUCUUCAGAGAGAAGGGAAAGCGCUACCAGAAGCUGCAUUGCCGUUUCAUCGUGCAACACCAAGCAUGACACACAUGGCCCUAGUGGAACUAGAGAAGGCGGGUUUUCUAAAGUUUCUUAUAAGCCAGAACAUUGAUGGCCUCCAUCUUCGAUCUGGAAUUCCAAGGGAGAAGCUUUCUGAAUUACAUGGGGAUUCUUUUAUGGAACGAUGCCCUUCUUGUGGGAUUGAGUAUAUGAGGGAUUUUGAAAUUGAAACUAUUGGGUUGAAGGAAACUGCACGCCGUUGUUCCAAGGUGGGCUGUGGUGCAAGACUUAAAGACACAGUUCUUGACUGGGAGGAUGCUCUACCUCCGAAGGAGAUGAAUCCAGCUGAGAGGCACUGCAAAAUGGCUGAUGUUGUGUUGUGUCUAGGGACAAGUUUGCAGAUCACCCCUGCCUGUAAUUUGCCUCUAAGAUCACUCAAAGGCGGUGGAAAGAUUGUAAUAGUUAAUCUUCAGAAAACUCCCAAGGACAAGAAAGCAAGCUUACUGAUUCAUGGCCUUGUAGACAAGGUCAUUGCAGGAGUCAUGGAAUUCCUCAGUUUGCAAAUUCCACCAUUUAUUAGAAUUGAUCUUCUCCAAACCAUUUUUACUCAGGCCUCAAGUCUUGAUGAAAAAUAUAUAAAUUGGAGCCUUACGGUGGCAAGCGUCCAUGGAAAUAGAGCACCGUUGCCUUUUAUCAAAUCUGUAGAGGUUUCUUUUUCAGAAUGUCAAAACAUGAAAGCGGCUAUUUUGGAUAAGCAACCUCUUUAUCUGAAAAGGCGGACAGUUAAGAGUACAAACCCUUUUAACGUUGUGAUGAAAUUGAUCUUCAGUGAUGGUUGCAAGUGUUCAUCGGCUGAAAUCAAGAUUCCUAUUGAUUUUAAGAUGUCAGCAGAUGAGUUUAAAGAUGAUAAAGACUCCAUCUUACAGAAUCUAAGAGACAGCGCCAUCACGGAUCCUAGUUGCGGACAGACUGCAGUUGUUGAGAAGGUCAUUAUGGUUCCUAAAAGUGAAGUCAUGGUACACGCCGUUGUAACAAACAUUGUCAAGUUUGACAGAAGCUAUGGAGAUCUAAGUAACGGCUCAUGCAAGAGGAAAUAUGAAUGUUUUAAUGGCAUAAUUCCGUCGCGAAAACGAUCAAAUGGUAGAAAACCCAGAGCUGUAAUUAAUGGAAGGUGAUCUUCAGGGCUAUACAGCAACUACUGUAAAUAUUCUCGUAGCAGAAACUCUGGAAAAAAAUGUUAAUAUGUGAAGACUGGGUGAAUUUUGAUAGUUAAUACGCUCAGUCUCUUGGUUAGAAAAUUGAAAUUUCUUAACCAAUUUUUUGGUGUUAGGACUAAAGUUUUAAAGCACUCAUUUCUUUUUGUUGAAAUUCAUAUACAGGUAUAUUUUUACUGAUCUAACUUCCUUUGAUAUAUUUAAACUAGUUUCCUCC
This is a messenger RNA of Capsicum annuum, 1839 nucleotides long. Its product is annotated as NAD-dependent protein deacetylase SRT1. Gene Ontology annotation, molecular function: NAD+ binding. NCBI's taxonomy places the organism in Eukaryota, Viridiplantae, Streptophyta, Magnoliopsida, Solanales, Solanaceae. The transcript has 14 exons. The record is from RefSeq and is a predicted model, not a curated record. The coding region runs from base 171 to 1583 and encodes 470 amino acids.